AUACUCAUUGUACUUAAAAACUGAAGACAGCUUCUACUGUGCUGUAAAAGACAUCAAUUCUCCUGCAGUGUCUGUUGAGGGUCACAGUUAUUUCCACGUGACUUACACCCAUCAGAGGAUCUGUACCUUGAAUGGGUCAUCAGUGGACAUAUCCUGCUCUUAUACAUAUCCCAGUGGUCAUACAGUCUCUGAAACAAUCUGGUAUACAAAAGGAAAACUUAAUGAGGCGUCUCAAAUCCUGAGCCCGGGGUAUGGAGGUCGUGUGGAGUACCUUGGAAAUAUGCAGAGUGACUCCACCCUAAGAAUCACAGACCUGAGAGAGGAGGACUCAGCUGAGUAUAAGAUUAGAUUCAGAACAGAUCAGACAACCUGGGAGCCCACCUUCCCUGGAACAACUCUGACUGUCACAGGUCUGCAGGUGAAGGUGACUCCUGCCACUGUGACAGAGGGACAGAAGGUGACACUGACCUGUAGCACCACCUGUACUCUGGGUAACAACCCCACAUACGUUUGGUACAAGAAUGGACAUGUAACCAACCAAUCUACCAGUCUGUUCCUAAACCCAGUCAGCAGUGAGGAUGCAGGCAGAUACUCCUGUGCUGUAGAAGGACAUGAGGAUCUCCACUCUGCUGAAGAGACUCUCACUGUCACAUACGGCCCAAAGAACACCUCAGUGUCAGUCAGUCCCUCUGGUGAAAUAGUGGAGGGCAGUUCAGUGACUCUGACCUGCAGCAGUGAUGCCAACCCACCUGUGGACAAAUACACCUGGUACAAGAAGAACGUAACCUCACCAAAAGCAUCAGGACAGAGUUACAACAUCACUAACAUCAUCUCUGAGGACAGAGGAGAAUAUUACUGUGAGGCCCAGAAUGGAAGAGGAUCUAUGAACUCUACAGCUCUGAUGAUCAUUGUAGCAGGGAAACCAACCUCCUUUGUGACUGCAGCUGUAGGAAGCAUAGUGGUUGUUCUGGUUCUCAUCCUCUGUCUCUCUGGUUUCAUGUGGUUCAGGAAGAAGGCCUCCAAAUCCACCUCUGACACAAGAGACACAUCAGAGAAUGUACAGGGAGACUCUAGUCCAGUGUAUGACAACAUCUCAGGCAUGGCCAUGACCUCUACUGCAGCACAGACAGAGUCCACAGACAACCAGGAUUAUGUUCACUAUGCCAGCGUCCACUUCUCUGGCUCCAAAAACCAGGAAGUGCCUCUAUACUCCACCGUCCAGCUGCCUCAGCCCCAGAUUCAGGACGAGGAUGUCCAGUAUGCUGCUGUGAAAUUCAGCCGCCCCAGUGCUGCCACCCGGUGAAUAUUUUCUGCCAUUACAACAGAGUCAAUACUAGAACACUGAACUCACAGACAUCAUCAAGGGCAUUCAUAUGCUGCUGUUUAUUGGAAGAGUAGACAAUGUCAUCAAUAAGCAAAACAGUUGACCCCUAGUGACAACUCAUUGUUCCCUGAGAUCUCCCUCCAUCAAUAGCUGAAGCACAGGGGGAUGGUGGCACCUUAAUUGGGGAGGAUGGGCUUGUGGUAAUUGCCGGAGCAGAAUAAGUGGAAUGGUAUAAAAUACAUAAAACACAUGGUUUCCAUUCUAUUUGCCUCGUUCCAGCCAUUAUUAUGACCCGUUCUCACCUCAGCAACCUCCUUCAGGACAAAGUGCAUUUCCUUGAACUCAUGAUAUGGUGUAACAAUGGACAUUUUGAAAAGUUGCACUCAGGGUUGUGGUCAAUUCCAUUUCAAUUUAGGAAAAUUCCAAUUCCAAUUGUUCCUCAUUGAAAAGCAUUGAGAAAAUAUGACAUUUCAGUUUACUUCCUGAAUUGCAAUGUGUUUUAGUUGUGUCUUUAGACUAAACUUUAGCAAAACAAAAUCUGCACAAGACUAUACAGCUGCACUCUUAUUUGAUUUGAUGUAUGACAUUAACUUGGCGUUGAUAUCGAGACUGUCAAGUAUGAUAUUAUAACGCUUUUUUAAUCACUUAUCUAAAUGUGUUUCUUACUUUUUGUCAAAUGUGAUGAGUGGCCAGUGUUUGUUUAUCCAUGAGAAAAGGUUAAUAAAUGCUUUCACCCUC
Molecule: messenger RNA, 2062 nt
Organism: Oncorhynchus tshawytscha (Chinook salmon)
Lineage: Eukaryota; Metazoa; Chordata; Actinopteri; Salmoniformes; Salmonidae
Product: B-cell receptor CD22
Exons: 7
Coding region: 281-1303 (340 amino acids)
Source: RefSeq, a predicted model, not a curated record